Plutella xylostella (diamondback moth) is the source of this 2857-nucleotide messenger RNA. Its product is annotated as adipocyte plasma membrane-associated protein hemomucin. Gene Ontology annotation, molecular function: hydrolase activity. The record is from RefSeq and is a predicted model, not a curated record. Lineage: Eukaryota; Metazoa; Arthropoda; Insecta; Lepidoptera; Plutellidae. Gene Ontology annotation, cellular component: endomembrane system.
UUUGAAAUCUCGGUUUGACUUUGACAUUGACAGGUGUAAGGUCAAUGACAUUUAUUACAGGAUUUUUUUGUAAACCGGAUUUUGGAUAGCAAGCCGAUAUACAGGAUCACCAUGGGCUUCAUAUUCGGGCUCAUAAAGAGGAUAAUAAGAUGGAGUUUGUAUUUAGCACUGGUAGCUGCUGCUAUUGUGCUAAUACCCAACCUGCCACCUUACACCGACUUCUCAGUCAUUCCACUUGAACCCACUCAACCUCGAGAAGGGCCGUUAGCACCUAAUGAAGCAUUAAACAAUGCCCAGAAACUGUAUAACGGGAAAUUGCUGGGGCCUGAAGCAUUCCAGUUGUAUGAUGGGGAAGUGUACACCAGCCUGGCUACGGGUGAAAUUGUCAAGCUUUCACCGGGAGGCCAUGUUACUUUUGUUACAAAAGUAGGACAACCUUGCACUGGCCUUCUGGAUGAAGAGAAAUGCGGGCGACCACUAGACUUCGAGAUUGAUGAGAAACAAAAGAAGCUCAUCAUAGCGGAUGCUUACCACGGCAUCUGGAGAGUGGACCUUAAGACUGACAAGAAAGAGUUGCUUGUGUCUCCGCGUAUAGAGAUUGAAGGGAAAUUUCCAAGACUGUUCAACGGCAUCGCACUUGACCGCGACGGUGACUUCUUCUGGACGGACUCUAGCUCGGACUUCUCGUUGAAAGAUGGAGCGAUCAGCUUGCUGACUGAUCCUAGUGGCAGAUUGUUCCACUACAGCGCGGCUAAGAACUCGAGCCGCGUGCUGGUGCAGAACCUGUGGUUCGCGAACGGGCUGGCCGUGUCGCCCGACCGCCAGUUCGUGGUGGUGGCCGAGACCGCCGCCUCUAGGAUUGUGAAGCAUUAUAUCGAUGGGCCGAACAAGGGAAAGACUGAGGAGUUCGUUGCUGGGUUACCAGGCACACCAGACAACGUCCGCGCUCUCCCCGACGGGUCCGGCAUCCUGGUGGGUCUCUACACGGUGCCGGACGCGGCGCACCCACUGCUGACCCGCACACUCGCCGCCACGCCCGCCGCGCGCAAGCUGCUGGCGAGGGUGCAGAGACUGGCUGAGCUGCCGUUCGAGUUUCUGAACCAGCACUUCCCGAAUGUCGUGUUCCAGGAGAUCGUGCACAAUAUCGGACAUUUCAAAACAGUAGGCGGCCUGCUGCCCCCGACGUCGGGACUUAUUCAAAUUGACUGGAACGGCAAGAUCGUAGCUUCAUACUACAACACAGACAAGAGUGUGGUGUCCAUCAGUGACGCCAUUGUGGUGGGCGACCAGCUGUAUCUGGGCUGUCCGCACGUGCAGCAGUACAUCGGCGCAGUCCCCGCCCCUGAAGGACUGAAAAAAGCCUUCGCAUCCGUCCAAAAAGCACCCAAGACUGAAGCACCCAAACCUAAAGUCGAAACCAAACCCAAGGAACAACCCAAAGUGGAGAAGCCUGUAGUGAAAGAAGCGCCGAAGCCAGCGGCCGCCAAGCCACAAGCCAAGCCCGUCGAAACACCCAAGCCCACGCCGAAACCCAUAGAAACCAAACCGAAAUCUGAACCCAAACCGACCCAGCCUCCCAAGCAAGAGAAGCCAGCGACGCCACCACCCAAGAAGGUGGAAACUACUACACCACCACCUAAAGAACAGAAGAAGGUGACGACACCCCCUAAACCGACGAAGCCAGUCGAGAAGGCCGCGCCGACGCCCGCCCCUAAACAAGCUGAGAAGCCCGCCGCGGCGCCCAAGCAAGCGGCCCCUAAACCAGCCGCCGCGCCUACCCCCAAGCCAGCAACCAAGCCGGCUGAGAAACAGCAGGAGAAACCGAAAUCCGUCCCUAAACCGGCCGAACCAAAAGAGGACAAAGCCAAAAAGUCUCCCGAACCAGAGAAGAAAUCAAAGUCUAAGGACAAGAAGGUUCCCGAUGAGAUCCCCAUCCAGGAGUACAUCCCGGUGGACACGGCCAAGCCCGGCAAGGAACCGCUGAAGGUCAUCAAGAAGGAGGGGCCCACAGAGAUCCCCAAUCAUCUGUAGAUAGAAGGUUGUGUUAGGGUAAGUGAGUGUCCAGUUGAGAACAAACUGUGGAGCAAGCAUAAAGUAAAUAUAUUUUAUAUAUUUUUAAAUUAUAACGAACGCAGAAGCGAGUUGUAAAAACAAUGCAAUGUGAGGAUGGGUAACUACUGAUUCAGUAAGUUUUUUUAAACAUUAGUACCUUAUAUCUGAAUCAUUUUAUAGAGUUUAGUAACUUUAGAUGUGAUAAAUCAAAUUCCAAUAUUGAAAAGAAAAACAUUCCGAUAGUCUCGAAUUAGUAUCCGAAUGGGUUGGAAUUCGUAUUUUUUAUGUUGUUGUGGUUUAAUAGAUUUAAAUUAUUUUGAUUGGUUAAAGUUUUUAUAAAUGUAUAUUUGCAAUAUUGCACGCUCUUAAAAGUAAUUUUCAAUUUUAUUAGUUGUGGGUACGUAACGAUUACUUUAAAGCGACAUACAUUAUGUAAAGUGUUUAGUAAUAUUUUUUUAUUUAUGUUUAAAAAACUAUUGUAGAGUGACCAUGAUAUUUAUAGUUAGUUACCAGAAAGUGCAAUCUCAAUCUAGCCUGUUACUCAUUUAUACUUCUUAUUUUAUCAUUAGGCAAUGUACAUUAUUUUCGUGUAUAAAUCAAUCUCGUAUAACGUACAAAUAGUACAACAAAUUUGUAUUUUCAUUCACGCCACUUGCAUUUCACAUACCUACAUACAUUUUAAUAUGUUUAUAUUUUAAUAUUUUUAUCUUCUUUUUAUACCAGAACUGUGUCUUAAUUAUGUCGUUAUUGUUGAUGCGAGGAAUUGUAAAUGCGAUGUAAGCAAUAAAUGAUUUUAUUAAAAUUA